Spirometra erinaceieuropaei is the source of this 4725-nucleotide messenger RNA. Lineage: Eukaryota; Metazoa; Platyhelminthes; Cestoda; Diphyllobothriidea; Diphyllobothriidae. The record is from the annotation of a GenBank genome assembly.
AUGGCAUCGGGGUCUUUCAAAUUUGAUAUUGCGUUAUCGUACGUCUGUUCUCUCGGGGUCACUGUUGAAUACGUAUUUUGUCCGCAAUUUUAUUUCACUUGACUAACACCUGCCAAACAAACGCAUGUUUCGGUUUAAGCGCCAUCUUUAUUUUCGGUCUUCUUCUAAUCGACCUUCGUUUUUAAUGUUCUGCGCAACUUAUGGUAGACUGGGCUUUUUGGUUUCCGUUUUCUCAGGAUGUCCGACUUCAUUCUCCUGGACUAGUUUGUAUUUUCUCACUCGAAAAUUAGGAAUUUUUGGACCCAAAAUGCUGUCUUGUCACCAUUCUAAUUCAAGGCCGAUCCUUCGCAUGCACUCACCCUUUUCCAGCGGCCAUUUUUUACCUCUAUUCUAAAAUGCAAACAGAUCCCACGCUUUUGCCGUCCGGACUCGUUCCUCUUGGCCCUCACGACAUUUAUCAGGUCCUUUGGUCUUAAUUUGUUUGAGAGUUUCUUCUAAGGUGUUACCCUCCUGGUAGAUUUCAGACUCGUGACAUUUCCGAUUUUUUUGCAACUUUCUUGCGUUUUUAGCUCCAAGGUCGUAAUACGCCCUUCCGCUGCCUCAUCACUUGGAGAACAGGCUCAGUCUUCGUCUAAAUUGUCGAGUUUAACAGGACCAAUGUCUGGAGUAAAUUUGGCGAAAGGCACAUCCAUCCCGAACGCACACGACCCUGGCACCUUAAAAAGCUUUGGCAACGCCCGUUUGCCCAAUGGACGGACCCCUGACGACUCUCGUUCCCUCUUGGAGCAUGUUUGUAACUUCGAUAUCGAUCGCGAGCCCUCUUCAAUGCGCAACACUGGGAUAAUCUGUACACUCGGUGCGCUCGUUUAUCUUGCUUCUGAACGGUUUCUCCUCUACAUUAUUAGUAUUUGCCACUAUGUUGAAACUGGGAUUUCAACCUCUCCUCACCCGAAAACCUUCAAUCGUAAACCAAAUGCAUUGACGUAGCCUCGGCUUUAAGUCGAACCAAUUAUAAAAGGACAAUUAGAUCUGCCCUUGUGAUGGUGUUGUCAUAUGUGCCAAGAGCCUGUGGUAUAAUUAUGAGUAAACCUUCAUGCAGAGUAUAGCCGCCUCUUAGUAGUGAACAUGUUGGGGUGUAAUCACCAUUGAGUCGUCUUUUCUAUGAGCUCUUGUUUUGUCGGGCAGUUAGAGCCGACCUAACGCGUGUUCCCACGACUCGAAGAGAUAGUAAAGGUGAUCAGGAGGAAUAAUUUGGGUCAGGAUUAAGUUUAGUGGUCAGAUCGUCGUCCCAUAGCUAGAUUACAAGUAACCCCACAAAUAAGGUUGCUUGACCUCGUUCUUCUUAAAGGGCCAAAACUUCCAGGACGAAGUACAAGACCAAUCCAUUGGGUGGUUUUGCGAAAUUUCUACUGCUUCCACGUUUGUUGAUAUAAAAUGGGACGCGGUAAAUGGCCCAAUACUUUCGCGGUUACUGCGUCGGACAUAGUCCCCCCCUCUGCAAAGUGGUAAUUUACUCUCUGGCUUGACAGUACUUGUUGGAGGUAAUGCACGCAUAUACUGGCUGUUCUGGCAAUUUCGUCCAUUGAUUAUCCAACUAUACUAGUUCCAUAGUAGUUAAUUCCCGUCUCGGUUUUCUGGCGUUGUCAGCCUACAUCCUCACAAUAUGGCUCGGCUGGUUGUAAUGACAUCCGUUUGCUCAUCACUCAGGGCUGAUACUGUAUACCAACAUUCAAUAAUUACUCUGUGCUUUCUAGGACCGGCAUCACGUACUGUUGAGACUUUACACAAAAUGAUGGCUGCCGGCAUGAACAUUGCUCGCCUUAACUUCUCUCAUGGCACUCAUGAGUACCAUUUGGAAACUGUCAAGCUGGUUCGUGAAGCUGUGGAGACAUUCAAGCCGUUUUAUCGUCCCGUCGCCAUUGCUCUGGAUACCAAGGGUCCCGAAAUUCGAACUGGCCUAAUCGACGGCGUAAGAAAUCUGAUUUUUCUCAUGUUUUUGGAUCUUUUGAUCCUCGGUGGUUGUCGAUUACGUCGGAGUGCGAUUAUCGUGAUAUUUCACACCAGAUGAACUUCUUAUUGAUUGUGAUUCUCACUACCGUCUUAUUGUAGAGCGGAACUGGCGAGGUCACCCUCGAGACUGGCGGCAAAAUACGUAUUACACCGAAUCCGCAAUUCGCAGAGAAGUGCUCAAAAGAUGUGCUCUAUGUUGACUAUCAAAAUAUUGUCCACGUCUUAAAUGUUGGUUCAAAAAUCUACAUUGACGACGGUCUAAUUUGCUGCAUCGUACAGGAAAAAGGUACGGAACUACAGCCUUCGUCCUCUUUGCAUCUUCAGUAUUACUGAGUCACUUUACUCUUUAUUUGAUUGCUGUCAGAUGUCCUGGCCUCGUUUGCUUACAGAGUCGGCAUUAUAGUUGCACUGUCAGCGUAAUUCAGAUUAAGUGAAAAUCCAUCAGCGAGAGUCCUUGCCUAGGUCUUUCCUCACUGUAAUUGAUGUCCCUGUUGGCAUAGUUUCUCCUCUGUCGGGCGGGAGAACAAAUUUGCCUGCACGCCAUGCUUUUUAAUCAAACGAAAAGAACAGCUCAGGUGGCUCGGGUUGUUUGUUCUUCACUCCUUUUGAAAAUAUCGCCAGUAAAAACACUGUGUUUGCAAAUCUGUUGUGUCCCUUGCUUUCCUUGCAUUACUCUCGCUUCGCAGUCCAGACAAAACUUCAUCUUUCGAAUUGCAUCCAGCGAUUGCUCUUCUCUUUAAGGUCCCGACUACCUGGACUGCACUAUUGAGAAUGGAGGCAAACUGGGGUCCAAGAAGGGUGUUAAUUUGCCCGGUGCACCUGUCGAUCUUCCGUCAAUGUCCGAGAAGGACAAACAGGACUUAACAUUUGCCGUUGAUAAUCAGGUCCGCUCUCCUUUUGAGUCGCUUCCAUUUUUCCAGGCCAUCAGUUUAAACCCGGUUUUGUGUUAAUCUCGUUUUUGAAAUUUCAAGUGCUUGACUUCCCAUACUUAAUAACCCUACGGUCUUUUGUGUUGAAGCUCGAUAUCAUCUUCGCUUCCUUCAUCCGGUCAGGCAAGGGUGUGCAGGAAAUUCGUGAGCAUCUCGGUGAACGGGGUGCUUAUAUCAAAAUCAUCGCUAAAAUAGAGAACCAUCAGGGUGUCAAACUGUAAGUCCUUCCUCAACGACCAGCUUGUUUCUGUCUGCGUUAAACGAUUUGUCAUGCGUCCUGCUUUGUGUUGGUUCCUUCACCCUGUUGCUUGUCUUUUUUUUCGACAAAACCAUGCUACCUCGAUUUUCGCUUGACCUCCGGUGUCCUAGAAUGUCCGAAUUUGUAUUCAUAGGACUUUGAGAUUCCUCCUCAUUUUUCAUCAUGUCUAACGCCUCUGCUUAGUUGCCUUGAUCAAUCCGGUAUCUUAUUUUCUUUGUCCAUAAAACAGAAGUUUUUUUAUUACCUGUUAUAUCUCGAAUGACCUGGACCAAAUUCAUCGGAACGUCUACAUUUCUAGAUAUGAUGAGAUCAUCCAAGCCGCUGAUGGUGUCAUGGUUGCUCGUGGUGACUUGGGUAUCGAGAUUCCCCCAGAGAAGGUCUUUCUCGCCCAGAAAAUGAUCAUUGCCCGGUGCAAUCUGCUUGGAAAACCUGGUAUCUGUGCCACUCAAAUGCUAGAGUCCAUGACGUACAAACCCCGGGCUACCCGGGCUGAGUCUGGCGAUGUGGCAAACGCCGUUCUGGAUGGCGCUGAUUGUGUCAUGUUGUCAGGUAACGGCUUAUUCUGUUUCUUUCAUUUCAUAUAGUAUUGCGCUGUCAUUGACAGUCUCUAUUGGAUUUGGAACUCACCCUUGCCUUGAGGAAUAAUUAUUAACUUUAAUUCAAAGUGUACGAUCUGUUUGUUUAGGCGAGACUGCCAAGGGCAGCUACCCUGUGGAGUGUGUUCAGACGAUGGCCAGCGUAUGCCGCGAGGCGGAGUCGGCAGUCUUGCAUGGGCAAUUGUUCGAAGACUUAAAGAGCGUCUUGUCUCUGCCUACGGACGCCACGCUAACGACUGCCAUAGCAGCUGUCGAAGCUUCGCACCGGUGCCUAGCUCAGGCAAUAAUCGUCGUGACCACUAGUGGCCGGUAGGUGUCGUUGAUUUAGAAUGGUCUUCGUUUUGUUUCCGUUCCAUUGAACGCUUAAUGGCAUUCUUUUGUUUUAGGACUGCCCAGCUGGUGUCGCGCCAUCGCCCACGCUGUCCUAUCAUCUGCGUCACCCGCACUGCUGUUGUUUCUCGUCAACUGCAUCUUUACCGUGGUUGCCAUCCAAUAUUCUACGGCGGUGAGUCCUUUCUACACUUUAACAGUACUUGUUGCCUAAUUUUUCCUCCGAAUGAACCCUGACUAGGCGGAAUUCAGCACUAAACGUAAAAUCUCGACAUUUUUAAUCCCAAUUUCGUGAAAACUCUGACUUACAUGUAAAACUGAUACGGCCAUUUGCGUCAUGUAAUCCGAACAGACGAAGCCUCUUUUCAUCUCUUUAGAACCACGAACUGAACUUUGGGCCGAAGAUAUGGACCGCCGGAUCGCGUGCGCCAUUGAUUACGGUCGUAAAAGGAAGUUCUUGAACGACGGCGACAAUAUUAUUGUUGUGACAGGUUUUAAGGCAGGUUCUGGGGCUACCAAUUCCCUACGUGUCAUUGAACUUGGUACGGACGCGGAGCACCACGUUAUGGGCAUCCCCAAUCUCAAGAAUUUUAAGGACUAG